CAAAACAGUCGUUCUGCUCCUGAAAGAAAAUGUUAUGGUUUCGUUGUCAUCGUUAUCUGAUGCGUUUUUAAAUUUAUUCUUUGGCCGAAAAGAGAUAAAUAUUUAGUGAUUCGCUAGUUGAAUGGUAUUCACAGGUGCUUGCUAGUGAUUUAGUUAGGGUUGAAGAAAAGUGCAUCUAUUUUGAAGUGUUGUGCCGGGAAGACUUUCAGCAACGAUGUCGUCCUUCACGGAGUCGGGUUUGGUAAAAAAGCUUAUGGAAUUGAAUCCGAGUCAGCAAAGCAUUCAAACUCUUUCACUUUGGCUGAUCCAUCACCGAAAACACCACUCAAUUAUUGUUAAAACUUGGAUUAAGGAAUUGCAGAAAGCUCCGACAUCUAAGAAACUCACUUUUAUGUAUCUGGCCAAUGACGUGAUCCAAAACAGCAAAAAGAAGGGUCCCGAGUUCGGAAAGGAAUUCGAACAUGUUCUGCUAAAAGCGUUCAAGCUGAUUGCCCAAUCUGGACCGGAGGAGAAAACUAUUCAUAAUUUGAAUCGUAUUUUGAACAUCUGGGGUGAGCGAGGUGUCUACGAAGAGGUCAAAAUUAAAGAUUUUUCUGGUGCACUGAACCAAAGAGAAAAGAGUCCCGCCGCUGUCAAAGUGGUAGAAGAAACAAAAAAGCGAAAGACCGAUGAUGGACACGAGACCGGUCACGGCCACAAGAAAAGCAAAUCGUCAGACAAAAGCCAUAGCAGCUCGGAUAAGAAAGCCAAAAGUGAAACCAUUGAGGUGAAUGGUACGGUUGAGACUCACGUGACUCUCAGUCCUCAUCAGCCGGAAGGAGAUCCUCCCGAGCCGGAAGAGCUGGUAAAAGUGCUGCAGGAUUUGGAAAAUUCUGCAUCGAGCGAUGCCGUAGUUCGCGAGAGGAUUGCCAACUUGCCACCGGAAGUUUCGGAAUUGUCGGCGCUGGCCAAGCUAGAAGACAAGGAAGCAGCAAAUCGAUUGGCUUUGAAAGUCAAUGAUGCCAUAAAAAUCCUCAAUGACUACAACGUGCGGCUCGCUUCCGAAAUGGACGAUCGUAAAAAGUUAACCACAAUGCUUAAAGAUUUCCAACGCGAACAGCAGGAACUUUUGGCUCAAGCUGAACAGCGAUUACAGGAGUACCAGUCGAAGCUCUCGAAAAUCAAGGAGGUCCAACGGGAAGUUCGCAGUCAUAUGAAUAAUUUGCCCGAUCUCACAACGCUACCGGACGUAACUGGAGGAUUGGCCCCGUUGCCGUCGGCUGGCGACUUGUUCAACAUUCAUCAUCACUAAGAAUCGUUCCCGAGCAAGAGAAAAAAAUGACUUUUUCCACAAUGUACAAUUGGUGCAGCGUGUUCAAGAUUUCUACGAAAUUUUGUCGGAAUGCUUUAGUUCUUCGUCGUAUGUAAAUGUUGUUUUCGCCAACUGACACCUUUUUCGGGAGUUUCAGUCCAAUUUAUUGACUUUCAUCUAGUAUGUAAAUGUAUAGAAUUGUACAUUGCGUAAGAGAAUAACGACAAAUUGUAGCAUUUCACAUGUUGGUUAACAAAGCACACAACACAAAUGAAAUUGUAUAGCAAGUGUUUUGCGCUAGAUGAUAUGAGAUGCAAAACCAAACCGUAGUCGAUAGUUUUAUCUAGACGCAAUAAAUCUAAAGUGUGUUGUAAUCGCAGCAAAACAAA
Messenger RNA from Armigeres subalbatus, 1680 nucleotides. Its product is annotated as regulation of nuclear pre-mRNA domain-containing protein 1B. Bases 215 to 1291 code for a protein of 358 amino acids. Lineage: Eukaryota; Metazoa; Arthropoda; Insecta; Diptera; Culicidae. Gene Ontology annotation, molecular function: RNA polymerase II complex binding. Gene Ontology annotation, biological process: mRNA 3'-end processing. The record is from RefSeq and is a predicted model, not a curated record. The transcript is spliced from 4 exons.